AUGAAUGCGUGUGGCAACACGGGAUCCAGGCGCAGGCGCGAAGCCGACGAGGUGCCCAUCUGCGAGGGAGACGGGCUUCCAUUCGUGUCCCGGGGGAACAGAGCCCGGCCGGCAAGCUUGUUUUGUUCCCAGGAGCUGUGUUCCAGCCCCCAGUUCAUAGCCAGUGGAGCCACUCGCACAGACAUCUGCCAAGGGGCCUUAGGGGACUGUUGGCUCUUGGCCGCUAUUGCCUCUCUCACCCUGAAUGAAGAAAUUCUGGCCCGUGUUGUUCCCAAAGACCAGAGCUUCCAGGAUAGAUAUGCAGGAAUUUUCCACUUCCAGUUCUGGCAGUACGGGGAGUGGGUGGACGUCGUGGUGGACGACAGGCUGCCCACCAAGAACGGGGAGCUGCUCUUCGUGCACUCGGCCGAGGGCAGCGAGUUCUGGAGCGCGCUGCUGGAGAAGGCCUACGCCAAGCUGAACGGAUCGUAUGAGUCUCUCUCUGGUGGCACCACCACUGAAGGCUUUGAGGACUUCACCGGUGGAAUUGCAGAAUGGUAUGAGCUGCAGAAGGCACCACCCAACCUCUUCAAAAUCAUUCAGAAGGCACUUCAGAAAGGCUCUCUCCUUGGCUGCUCUAUUGAUAUCACCAGUGCAGCAGAGACGGAGGCGGUCACUUCCCAGAAGCUGGUGAAGGGACACGCGUACUCGGUCACCGGGGCGGAGGAGGUGAACUUUCGAGGAACGGUGCAGAAGCUGAUCAGAAUCCGAAAUCCCUGGGGGGAAGUGGAGUGGACCGGAAAAUGGAACGACAACUGCCCAAACUGGAGUGGUGUUGACCCUGAGGUGCGGGAGCGGCUGACCAGGAGGCAUGAAGAUGGAGAAUUUUGGAUGGCGUUCAACGACUUCUUGAGACAUUACUCCCGCCUGGAGAUCUGCAACCUGACUCCAGACACCCUGGCAAGUGACAGGUACAAGAAGUGGAGCCUGCUGAAGCUGGAUGGGAACUGGAGGCGAGGAGCCACUGCAGGGGGCUGCAGGAAUUACCCAAACACUUUCUGGACGAAUCCACAGUAUUUAAUCAAGCUGGAGGAAGAAGAUGAGGAUCCUGAUGAUCCUGAGAGGGGCUGCACUUUCCUCAUUGGCCUGAUUCAGAAGCACCGGAGGAAGCAGAGGAAGAUGGGAGAGGACAUGCAUACCAUCGGCUUUGCAAUUUAUGAGGUGCCCCCAGAGUUUUCUGGCCAGACGAAUAUUCAUCUGAGCAAAAACUUUUUCCUGACCAACAAAGCAAGGGAAAAAUCAAACACCUUUAUCAACCUCCGAGAAGUGCUGAACCGGUUCAAGCUCCCUGCAGGAGAAUAUAUCGUCGUGCCCUCAACCUUUGAACCCAACAAGAAUGGGGAUUUCUGUCUGCGAGUCUUCUCUGAAAAAAAUGCAAACUCCACGGUCAUAGAUGAUGAAAUUGAGGCCAAUUUUGAAGAGACCGAGAUCAGCGAAGAUGACAUCGAACCCAGCUUUAAAAAGCUUUUUGGACAGCUAGCAGGAAGUGAUGCAGAGAUCUCCGCCUUCGAACUGCGCAACAUCUUGAAUAAAAUUAUGGCUAAACGCAAAGAUAUUAAAUCUGAUGGCUUUAGUAUUGAGACAUGCAAAAUAAUGGUUGACCUGUUAGAUAAUGAUGGGAGUGGUAAACUGGGACUGAAGGAGUUCCACACCCUCUGGACAAAGAUUCAGAAAUACCAGAAAAUUUACAGGGAAAUCGAUGUGGAUCGAUCCGGUACCAUGAAUUCAUAUGAGAUGAGGAGAGCGCUGGAAACAGCAGGGUUCAAACUGAACUGCCAGUUACAUCAAAUCAUUGUGGCUCGUUUUGCUGAUGAAGACCUCAUCAUUGACUUUGAUAACUUUGUCCGGUGUUUGAUUCGGCUGGAAACCUUGUUCAAAAUGUUUAGAAAACUGGAUACUGAGAAAACUGGAACAAUAGAAUUGAACCUUGUCAAUUGGCUGUGCUUUACUGUCAUUUGAGCCACUGACAUCAGCUCAAGAGACCUCAAAGAGAGCAAGAUCAGAUG
Haliaeetus leucocephalus (bald eagle) is the source of this 2045-nucleotide messenger RNA. RefSeq names its product calpain 2, (m/II) large subunit (gene CAPN2). Gene Ontology annotation, molecular function: calcium-dependent cysteine-type endopeptidase activity; calcium ion binding. Gene Ontology annotation, biological process: proteolysis. The coding region runs from base 1 to 1998 and encodes 665 amino acids. The record is from RefSeq and is a predicted model, not a curated record. The transcript is spliced from 21 exons. Gene Ontology annotation, cellular component: cytoplasm. Lineage: Eukaryota; Metazoa; Chordata; Aves; Accipitriformes; Accipitridae.